CCGUCGCCAGCAUCGCUUCCACUUCGGUCUCAGCGACGGUCGCCACCACCGCUCCCCUCCCUCUCCCCCUCCUCGCCCAGCGGCAAUUACCACAGCCUCCCCAGCAAGCCGGGAUGGCUGCACUCAAGGCAUCGUUCCGGGGUGAGCUCAGCGCCGCUUCCUUCCUCGACUCCAGCAGGGGACCUCUCGUCCAGCACAAAGUGGAUUUUACGUUUCAAAGGAAGGGCAAACGAGCUAUUUCACUGAGAAGGACAUGCUGUUCUAUGCAACAGGCUCCACCACCAGCAUGGCCUGGGCGAGCUGUUGCUGAGCCUGGCCGGAGGUCAUGGGAUGGCCCAAAGCCUAUCUCGAUUGUUGGUUCAACUGGUUCCAUAGGAACACAGACAUUGGACAUUGUUGCGGAGAAUCCUGAUAAGUUCAGAGUUGUUGCUCUUGCUGCUGGAUCCAAUGUCACGCUUCUAGCUGAUCAGGUCAAAACAUUCAAACCUAAGUUGGUUGCUGUAAGAAACGAAUCAUUAGUUGAUGAAUUGAAAGAAGCCUUGGCUGAUUGCGAAGAGAAGCCAGAAAUUAUUCCUGGGGAGCAAGGUGUCAUAGAAGUUGCUCGCCAUCCAGAUGCAGUUACAGUUGUCACAGGGAUAGUAGGUUGUGCAGGGCUGAAGCCUACAGUUGCUGCAAUUGAAGCUGGUAAAGACAUAGCAUUGGCAAACAAAGAGACACUUAUUGCAGGUGGUCCUUUUGUGCUUCCCCUUGCACACAAACACAAAGUGAAAAUUCUUCCAGCUGAUUCUGAGCACUCUGCAAUAUUUCAGUGUAUACAAGGCUUGUCCGAAGGUGCACUUCGUCGCAUUAUUCUAACUGCAUCAGGUGGUGCUUUCAGGGACUGGCCAGUUGACAGGCUGAAAGAUGUAAAAGUUGCUGACGCUUUAAAGCAUCCAAACUGGAAUAUGGGAAGGAAGAUCACAGUAGAUUCUGCUACUUUAUUCAACAAGGGUUUAGAAGUUAUUGAAGCACAUUAUUUAUUUGGUGCUGAAUAUGAUGACAUUGAGAUUGUGAUUCACCCACAGUCUAUCAUACACUCUAUGGUUGAAACCCAGGAUUCAUCUGUCCUAGCUCAGUUGGGAUGGCCAGAUAUGCGGUUACCAAUCUUAUACACCUUAUCAUGGCCAGAUAGAAUCUAUUGCUCUGAGGUCACCUGGCCUCGUCUGGAUCUUUGCAAGUUGGGUUCACUGACAUUCAAAGCUCCCGACAACGUAAAAUACCCAUCAAUGGACCUAGCCUAUGCAGCUGGCCGGGCUGGGGGCACCAUGACAGGAGUUCUGAGCGCUGCUAAUGAGAAGGCCGUGGAGUUGUUCAUUGACGAGAAGAUUAGCUACCUGGACAUAUUCAAGGUGGUGGAGCUUACAUGUAACGCGCAUCGGAACGAGCUGGUAACAAGCCCGUCACUGGAGGAGAUCGUCCAUUACGAUCUGUGGGCGAGGAGAUAUGCAGCCAGUCUACAACCAUCUUCUGGCCUGAGCCCUGUCCCUGCAUAAUAGGUCGUCACGACAACGUUGUACAGCAGGAGUUCUAAGAUAUGAUGUGUUUGUGGCUCCUGUUUCCAUGUUCAAUUUUCAGGCCUCCACAUGAAUAAAAUGCAUCUAUUCCAUGUGAUUUCUUUUA
Zea mays is the source of this 1659-nucleotide messenger RNA. Its product is annotated as dxr protein. NCBI's taxonomy places the organism in Eukaryota, Viridiplantae, Streptophyta, Magnoliopsida, Poales, Poaceae. Gene Ontology annotation, molecular function: manganese ion binding; 1-deoxy-D-xylulose-5-phosphate reductoisomerase activity; protein binding. Gene Ontology annotation, biological process: isoprenoid biosynthetic process. The record is from RefSeq and is marked provisional.